AACCGGAAACGGAAAUCCAAAUAUCUACACAUCAAAAAAUAGCUAGCAUUUGAUGCUACGUCGUUCCUAUUAGAUUUAAAGCAGAAAGAAAAUACCCUACUUGUAGCUUUUUGGAUAUGAGGUAGUUUGUAUUUCAUUUCACUAAUCUUUAUUAGCAGUAAACGUGUAAUAAUUCAAGUACUGUACAUCCAUGCUAGCGUUAGCCUACCACCACCGUUAGCUGUUUGUUGUGGACGCCUGGCUGCAGAGAAGGAUCUGAAACUAUCAGCCAGUAUUGUAGCUGAACGACAAUGGCAGACCCUGCAAGGAUAAAACCCGAAGGUACACCUGAGAAAACGGCUCCUUCCAACGACGAGCAUCCUGAGAGUAAACCAGAGGAAACCGAGAGUGGAUCUACCUCACCUAAACCUACAAAUGAAAACAAAGAGUCAACUUCGCAAGAUCAGCUCAAACAGGAGCCAAAGCCUGAAAUGGCAGCAGCAGAAGAUGAAGAUGAAGGAACUUCUGGCCAGCCUCCUUCUAAAAGACUAAAGGUGGAACCAGAGAAGAAAAAGGAAAAGCGCCACAAGGUCGAUGAGGACGAAAUACAAAAGAUGCAGGUUUUGGUGUCAUCCUUUUCUGAAGAGCAGCUGAAUCGCUAUGAGAUGUACAGACGUUCUGCCUUCCCUAAGGCUGCUAUAAAAAGACUGAUCCAGUCCAUAACAGGAUCAUCAGUGUCCCAGAACGUGGUGAUUGCAAUGUCUGGUAUUGCAAAGGUUUUUGCUGGGGAAAUUGUAGAGGAAGCCUUGGAUGUUUGUGAGAAAUGGGGAGACACACCACCGCUUCAGCCUAAGCACAUGAGGGAAGCAGUGAGGAGGCUGAAGAGCAGAGAUCAGAUCCCUAACUCCAAAUACAAAAAGAUUAUUUUUCACUAAGGACACAGAUUUAAAGGACUGUGUUGGACAUGUCAGCCUUUAAAGUGGUGCCAUAGUUAAGCAUGAAGGUUCUGCAGCUAACAGAAGCUAACUUCACACCGGUUACUUUCUACUUUGUAAAGGCCAGGAGUCGUGACUGCUGUACUGAUGUGGAACUGUUUUUUUGUGUAUGAUUGUAAAUAAAAUAUGUUUAUACUUAAAAUGA
Molecule: messenger RNA, 1119 nt
Organism: Cheilinus undulatus (humphead wrasse)
Lineage: Eukaryota; Metazoa; Chordata; Actinopteri; Labriformes; Labridae
Gene: taf11
Product: TAF11 RNA polymerase II, TATA box binding protein (TBP)-associated factor
Exons: 6
Coding region: 291-914 (207 amino acids)
Biological process (GO): RNA polymerase II preinitiation complex assembly; transcription initiation at RNA polymerase II promoter
Cellular component (GO): nucleus; transcription factor TFIID complex
Molecular function (GO): protein heterodimerization activity; transcription coactivator activity
Source: RefSeq, a predicted model, not a curated record